Messenger RNA from Porites lobata, 342 nucleotides. NCBI's taxonomy places the organism in Eukaryota, Metazoa, Cnidaria, Anthozoa, Scleractinia, Poritidae. The record is from the annotation of a GenBank genome assembly.
AUGCAGGGUGUCCGAAUCUUUAGCUGUAACAUUGAACAACAUGUAGUUACUUUGAUGGUCAAAGAUGUGUCAACAAACACAUUGCUUGCCAAGAAAACAGGAACCUUUUAUUCCCAACUGUUUCAGUACAAAAGUGUGGGGUUCUAUGGCAUCAACGUCUUGUUUGGUGAACCAGUAACUCUAGAGAAGGAUACUAAUUACCUGGUCACCAGUUCCUUGUCUGGUUCAUGUUCAUGGCGUGGGGAGAAUGCUUUGGAGUAUGUCCAUUGUUCUGGAAUAACAUUUAGAUUCAACAAAGUGACAAAUGAGCAAUUCCCUGAAAUUCUUUUUACCCUAGAGUAA